AUGUGUACAUGUGAUUGUCACUCGACGGAGGGGAAGUGGGCGUGUCCAGGAGGCGGAGCGUCGUUCAAGAUCCGGGGUCUGUUGGCAGUCGCGUCCCUGCUCGAGCUCUGGCAGGAGGCGGUGACGGAGGAGGAGACACAGUGCAUCGCCUGGAGAUUUUGCGCCACCUCGAGCCACCUCAACCAGGCAGGGGGCGUGGCCUCCGCGGUGGGCGUGGUGGGGAUGCGAGCCGCCGCCCACCUGCUGGCCGAGGAGAAGGGCGUACGCGAAGAGACCCUGGUGUGGGCGGCCUCCCAAGGGCAGAGCGACCCGACGGCGUGUGCGAGGGCGUUUCCAGGCUGCCCGAACCGGCGAGAUAAAGGGGGAAGAGGAGGAUAA
Messenger RNA from Penaeus vannamei (Pacific white shrimp), 378 nucleotides. NCBI's taxonomy places the organism in Eukaryota, Metazoa, Arthropoda, Malacostraca, Decapoda, Penaeidae. The record is from RefSeq and is a predicted model, not a curated record.